GACCGAGUCCAGGAUCUUGGAUGCAUUCAGUCAUCACGUCUCCUGGGUCUCCUCCGGUCUGUGACGGUUUCUUGGUCUUUCCUUCUUUGUCGUGACCUUGAUGGAGGAGUCCUAGUUAGGGAGGGCCUUUGCCCAGGGGGACAGCCACUUUACUCAUGGAACGUCGAGCCUUCCGUGGGCUCACACCUCCAGCACCGCCCUGCUUCCCACAUUCAGUGAUUCACAAGCUCCUCCCGUUUCCCCUCACUGCAUCCUCCCAAGGUAUUUAUGGAGGAUUUUCAGGCACAGCUUUAGGCACCGGAGAUACAAUGAUGAACAAAAAGACAUGGCUUCACAGAGUUUCCAAAUGUGCCUGGGAGACGAAUAUUAAACUGAGAACAGCCCAUCUUCACUACGCGGGCGCACGUCUUCCAGAUCGACCCCAGCACCAAGAAGAACUGGGUGCCUGCUAGCAAGCAGGCAGUCACCGUUUCCUACUUCUACGAUGUCACCAGGAAUAGCUAUCGCAUCAUCAGCGUGGAUGGAGCCAAGGUGAUUAUAAACAGCACCAUCACACCCAAUAUGACCUUCACCAAGACGUCGCAGAAGUUCGGGCAGUGGGCUGACAGCAGAGCCAACACGGUGUUUGGCCUGGGGUUCUCCUCGGAGCAGCAGCUGACAAAGUUUGCAGAGAAAUUUCAGGAGGUGAGAGAAGCUGCCAAACUAGCCAGAGACAAGUCCCAGGAGAAAAUUGAGACCUCGAGCAAUCAUUCCCAGGUGUCCAGUGUCAACGGGACAGACGAUGAAAAGGCCUCUCAUGUGGGUCCUGCUGACACACACCUCAAGUCUGAGAAUGACAAGCUGAAGAUCGCCUUGACACAGAGUGCCGCCAACGUGAAGAAAUGGGAGAUGGAACUGCAGACCCUGCGGGAGAGCAACGCCCGGCUGACCACGGCGCUGCAGGAGUCGGCCGCCAGCGUGGAGCAGUGGAAGAGGCAGUUCUCCAUCUGCCGCGAUGAGAACGACCGGCUCCGGAACAAGAUUGACGAGCUGGAGGAGCAGUGCGGCGAGAUAACCAGAGAGAAGGAGAGGAACACGCAGCUCAAGAGGAGAAUCGAGGAGCUGGAGUCAGAACUACAGGAGAAGGAGACAGAGUUGAAAGACCUCCGCAAACAAAGUGAAAUCAUACCUCAGCUCGUGUCAGAGUGUGAAUACGUCUCUGAGAAGUUAGAGGCGGCAGAGAGAGACAAUCAGAACCUGGAGGAGAAGGUGCGUUCCCUCAAGACGGACAUUGAGGAGAGUAAGUACCGUCAGCGCCACCUGAAGGUAGAGGUGAAGAGCUUCCUAGAGGUGCUGGACGGCAAGAUCGACGACCUGCACGACUUCCGCCGCGGCCUCUCCAAGCUGGCGGCUGACAACUAGGGGCCGCGGGGGGUGGGGGGUGGGCUGCAGGGGGAGGGGGAUGGAGCGGGGGCGGCCUCCCGUGGGCGUCGCUCCCCUCCGCGCGCGUGCGGUCGGUCGUGUUUGCGCACCGGUGGCGCCGUCCAACCUCACCUCCCCGCCUGGCCAGGCUGCGGACCCCGGGACGCCGCCGACUCAGGAACCCCGCGCCAGCUCCCCCUUACGCGUUUACGCAGUCAGGGCAGGGAUGUUUGUAUCUUUCUCAAGGGCUGUUGCAACCACACCAACCGGACAAAGCGUUUUCUAAUCCAGAUACAAACACCCUUUACACCUCCUUUUUCGUAAGAGCGGUCAGAGUAUUUGAGCGUCCGCCGGGCACCAGUGUGGGGGUCCCGGGGCGGGGUGGGGGGGGACAGCUUCCCUCGCCGUCAGAACCAAGAUGCUUUCAAGCGGUCUGAGUAGAGACUCGUCCAGAGAAAGAGAACAGGUCUCUGGUGGGCGCACGGGGAUGGCCUGCAUCCGCUCUGCCCGCUUCCUCCCACCUCCAGUUUGUAGGGUUGCCACAACGUUCCUUUCCUGGGCUUUCAUUUCUGAGCAGGUUGCUGUGCUGUGGGGGCAGAGCGCAGUGAGGGUGCCUGGCACAAAGUAGGUGCUUAAUAAAUAUUUGUUCAAUUAAACUUACAGCACUUAGUGUUUUAAUCAACCCCCCAGCAGAGUCCAUUGGACCCUGUUGGACGGCCCAUCAUCUUGCUGUGCUGGACAGGAAUUCGACUGACUGUGUGUGGUCAAGCUCUGGGUGGGCUCCAGGGGCCCCCGGGGCAGGACUGGGUGACUUGGAGGCAGCAGGAGCUGGUCUGAGGCCGCUCAUAGCCCAUCCACGGCGCUCGGCCCCUGAGUGCCUUUGAACUGGGACCACCCUUCUUCUCUAGGGUGGGGAUCUAGGAGAGGACCCUAUGUUGGGACUGGACAACUAAGAAAGAAAUCACACAGGCCCAUGAGGGAGAGGCCAGUCAUACUGGCUGAGCCGUGGCCUUAGCACCUCUGGCCUCUCUCCGUGCCUGCUAAGGAAAGGACCAGAGCCAUAAAGCUCUCCUCUCUUACUGAGUUUCUCAGCGGGGCCAGGGAAGGUCUGGGCACCCUGCAUGUGGCAAGAUGGUUUGAAUCCCUGGCCACGGGCAUCUCUAAAUGCCUUUCGGGGUGGUGGAGGAUUUGGUGCCUCCUUACUCCCCUUGCCUGCUUUGGGAACCACCAAGAGAACAUCUCCUUCUAGAAAGAGUUUCUAGAAUUUCUCCCUGGGGAAUUUGGAUGAACAAUAAAACAGCCUGAGGAGGCAGGUGGGACACACACAGAUGUGGCCCGGGCCCUGGGAUGAAUCCUGCUAUUGGGACCAUGUCUCUGAGCAGAGAGCUCUUAUUGGGAUGAGGGAGGGAAGGUCAGUCGUCUGGAGCACCAAGGCACCUUGUGGCAGGGGCGGGGACGGGGGCACGGGG
Molecule: messenger RNA, 2870 nt
Organism: Zalophus californianus (California sea lion)
Lineage: Eukaryota; Metazoa; Chordata; Mammalia; Carnivora; Otariidae
Gene: HOMER2
Product: homer scaffold protein 2
Exons: 11
Coding region: 562-1401 (279 amino acids)
Biological process (GO): G protein-coupled glutamate receptor signaling pathway; regulation of store-operated calcium entry
Cellular component (GO): cytoplasm; plasma membrane; dendrite
Molecular function (GO): G protein-coupled glutamate receptor binding
Source: RefSeq, a predicted model, not a curated record